Molecule: messenger RNA, 3122 nt
Organism: Eremomyces bilateralis CBS 781.70
Lineage: Eukaryota; Fungi; Ascomycota; Dothideomycetes; Eremomycetales; Eremomycetaceae
Product: short chain dehydrogenase
Exons: 6
Coding region: 298-3018 (906 amino acids)
Molecular function (GO): oxidoreductase activity
Source: RefSeq, a predicted model, not a curated record
GAAGUUCAUGGAUGGGUCGCUUGAUAUUUGAAUAGGGUGGUGUGUAACGUAACCUGAGCAAGAUGUGCCGAACAUAUCUGCAAUGCCGUAUCCCGAGAAUUCGGCUGGCGGACAUCUGGGGAUGACCAGGGUGCGUCAGUGAGCGAGGCUGUUGUUGUAUGUCAUCCUCGGUUCUUCCCCGCAUAUUCGACCCCGAACUGCAACCUGCUAUUAUAACUAGGCGAUGCUUAUGAGCGUCGCAAUAGAGAAGUUUCCAAUGACAAUUCACACUGUGGAAAAAUCAAACCAGUAGUAACCAUGCCAGAACUACGUUAUGACGGACAGGUGGUGGUUGUUACCGGUGCAGGGGCUGGACUGGGGAAGCAAUACGCCAAGUUCUUUGGGUCAAGAGGUGCAAAGGUGGUGGUGAACGACCUGGGCGGGACGUUUAAUGGAGAAGUUGGGAAUGAUCAACGGGUCGCUGCCCAAGUUGCCGACGAGAUCAAGGCCGCUGGCGGUAUCGCAGUGCCAGACUUCAACAACGUCGAACAGGGAGAAAAGAUAAUCGAGACUGCCAUUGGGAAUUUCGGACGGAUCGAUGUCCUCAUUAACAAUGCAGGCAUUCUUCGAGAUAUCACGCUUAAGAACAUGACGGACAAGGACUGGGACCUGAUCCACGCGGUGCAUCUGCAUGGCGCGUACAAAACGGCGCGAGCAGCGUGGCCGCAUUUCCGAAAGCAGCGAUAUGGUCGAAUCAUCAACACGUCGUCGGCUUCCGGACUCUUCGGCAACUUCGGCCAAUCGAACUAUGCCUCUGCUAAAGUCGCCUUGGUUGGCUUCACAGAGACAUUGGCUAAGGAGGGCGCCAAGUACAAUAUCGUAGCGAAUGUCCUCGUUCCCGGCGCAGCCAGUCGACUGACGCAAACGGUGUGGACUCCCGAGAUGAUGGAGGUCAUGAAGCCGGACUGGGUGGUCCCCAUUGUGGCUGUCCUCGUCCACUCAUCGAACAGGGAAACCGGAGCCAUCUUCGAGGCUGCAGCGGGCCACUUCUCGAAGAUUCGCUGGGAGCGGUCGGGCGGAUUGUUGCUGCGCCCAGAUGACACCAUGACCGCCGGAGCCGUGUUGAACGGCUGGGAUAAGAUCCACGAUUUUUCGAAGCCUGAAUACGGAAGCGGCAUUGGGGACAGCAUUGGCACCCUUGAGAGGGCCAUGAAGCUUCCUCCGAGCCCUCCUGCUGAAAACAUCACCUUCAAGAAUAGGGUUGUGCUCGUGACUGGUGGCGGCGAAGGGCUGGGUCGGGCGUACUGCCACAUGUUCGCAAGGCUCGGCGCUAAAGUUGCAGUGAACGAUGUCGUCAAUGCCGACCUUGUCACAAGCAAUAUUCGCAAGGCAGGUGGUGAAGCGACUGCGAUUCCAAUCUCGGUGGAGGAUGGCGAGGCCGUCGUUAACGCUGUGCUCAAAGCAUACGGUCGUAUCGAUAUCCUGAUCAACAAUGCCGGUAUCCUUGGGGACCGCGCGUUCAUCAACAUGACGGAAAAGCAAUGGUUCGAUGUGUACAGUGUCCACUUGCGCGGAACGUACAAGGUGACGAGAGCUGCCUGGCCACACAUGAUCAAACAGAAGUUUGGCCGAGUCGUCAACACUACUUCAACUGUUGGGAUAUACGGCAAUUUUGGGCAAGCGAACUACUCCGCUGCGAAAUCCGGAAUCAUUGGAUUUACCAAGAGCAUUGCACGAGAGGGGGCCAAGUACAACAUUCACGUCAAUGCCAUUGCGCCAAGUGCUGGCACAAACAUGACGAGGACUGUGAGGCCUGAGGAGGAAGUCCAGCUGCUGAAGCCUGAAUACGUUGCCCCUCUUGUUGCGGCCCUCAGCGCUGACCGCAUUCCAACCGCCCCAGGAAAGCUGUAUGAGGUGGGCUCGGGCUUUUUCACCAACACCCGCUGGCAACGCGCUCGAGGUGUCGAUUUCCCCCACGACCAGGGAGUCCCAUCAGCUGAAGCUGUCCUGGAGGCGUUCAAGGAGAUCUGCAAUUUUGACAACGGCCAAGCUGACAAUCCGGAAGACCCUGCAGAGGGUAGCAAGUAUAGCAUGGCAAAUAUCAUGAAAAGUGCCGAAAAGGGCAAGUCGCUCGAAACAACUGCUGAAGAUCGGGAGAAGAGAAGGUACCUGUCAAAGGUCAAUGCAGCAAUCGGAGUCGAGAGUGAGGCAUCUGUCUACUCGUAUGACAACAAAGAGGUCAUCCUAUAUAACCUUGGCCUCGGGGCCAAGAGGGCCGAACUUCCAUUGGUGUACGAGGGCGACAAGAACUUCCAAGUCCUGCCAACGUUCGGCAUCAUCCCGACAUACUUCUCCAAAUCCUCGUUCAAUUUGAAGGACAUCGUGCCCAAUUUCGACAUGAGGAUGCUCCUGCACGGUGAGCAGUAUAUGGAGGUCCUCAAAUUUCCAAUCCCAACCAGCGGAAAGCUGAUCACCAAGACUUCGCUCCUGGAGGUGGUUGACAAAGGCAACGCCGCUCUCGUCAAACGGGCCUUCAAGACUGUCAACGAGGCCGGCGAACCGAUUUUCUACAAUGAGAACGUCGCUUUCAUCCGUGGCUCGGGAGGGUUCGGUGGUUCGAGAACCCCAGCAGAUAGAGGCGCAUCUACGGCUGCGAAUGUCCCUCCGAAACGCGCACCAGACACUGUCAUCGAGGAGACAAUCUCCGAAGAGGCGGCGGCGAUCUAUCGACUCUCCGGUGAUCUCAACCCGCUCCACAUCGAUCCUGUUUUCUCUUCUGCCGGUGGGUUUAAAGUUCCCAUCCUUCAUGGACUGGCAAGCUUUGGUAUCAGUGGGAAACACGUGUAUAGCACGUACGGGCCUUUCCGAAACAUCAAAGUCCGUUUCGCCGGUACCGUCCUCCCUGGUCAGACGCUCGUUACGAAGAUGUGGAAAGAAGGAAACAAGGUCAUCUACCAGGUUGAGGUUAAGGAUACUGGGAAAGUCUGCAUCUCCAAUGCUGCGGUGGAACUAUUGGGAGGCCACAAGGCAUCGUUGUAGACAUUCCGUAGGAUUUCUGUAUAGCGACUUUUGCUUUCUUGAGUAAGAGUUAUAUGAGAUCGUAGUGCAGGUUGCAAAAGCGUAUUUACAUCCGUAAUUCGGUA